AUUUAAAAAAUGGAUAAUGCUAAAUCCGAAAUUCAAAGAAUUAUAAGGUAUGCCCCCACCUCCCGCUUUUGAUGUUGAUUCUACUAUUUAACUUUCUUUCUUUCUUCUCCUCUUCCUCCUCCUUCUUCUUGUUCUUCUUCUCUUGGAAUUUUUCAAAGUUUAAAAUUCUCUCUCUAAUAGCAACCGGUAUAUUUUGGUCAAAAAGAAACGUUUUGUUUCAAACCCUGCACUUUUUUGUUGAAAAUUGAAGUGGGUCUUGUUUAGUUUGGCGUUUCAAGGUCUCUCGAAAACUUUUUGAGAUUUUCUCUUUUUGUGGUUCAAGACAAGUUUUUUUUUUUCUUUUCUUUUUUCUUUUUUGAUCCACAAAAAAAUAGUGGAGUGGGUUUUGUUGUGUUUCUAUUGUUUUGAUGCUUUUAUAAGGUUAUUGCCGAUACUCAAAACUAUACAUAUAAAGCUAUGGCUUGUUCAUUGAAGAGCACUGUUAAUGUUUCUGGAUUGAAAGAGACUAUAUUUAGCUCAAAAACCGAAGGGGUUUUUAGGUUUUGUCAAUCUUUUGGUAUUAUACAAAUAGGAGAAUCAAAAUCAAAAUCCAAGGACUUCCCUGUUUUGAGUAUUGAUUUCAAGGGUAAACCCUUAGUUUUAUCAGAUCAAAAGGGUGGUUUUGAAGAUUGGAGUAGAAAAACCACUGGAAAUUCCUCUGUUCAGGCACAAGCUUCAAUAUGUGUGAGUAGAGCUAUGAGAUGGUGGGAGAAAACCCUUAAACCUAACAUGGUAGAGAUCCACUCAGCUCAAGAACUUGCAGAAUCCUUGCUUAAUGCUGGCGAUAGAUUGGUUAUUGUCGACUUCUAUUCUCCAGGUUGUGGAGGCUGCAAAGCCCUUCAUCCAAAGAUUUGUCAACUGGCAGAAUCAAACCCUGAUGCAAUUUUUCUAAAAGUAAACUAUGAGGAGCUUAAAACAAUGUGUCAGAGUCUCCAUAUUCAUGUCCUGCCAUUCUUUAGAUUCUACAGAGGUGCAGACGGUCGUCUCUGUAGCUUUAGCUGCACUAAUGCAACUAUCAAGAAAUUCAAAGAUGCAUUAGCAAAGCAUGGUAAAGAUCGGUGUAGCCUCAGCCCGGCCAGGGGCUUGGAAGAAUCUGAGAUAUUGACAUUAGCAUCUGUUGGUGAAUUACCAAUUAACUUGCCAUUACAAUCCACUAACAGAGAAAGAGUGGAAGAUAUGAUUAUGAAAAACAUUGAUUUGUCCGGUGUUUGGGGCAAUAAGACUGAUCUUAAAGAAGGAAAUGCUAUUGGAGUAUGAAUUAUUUGAAGAGUAUAGGGUUAUUCAAACAUUCGUCAUUGAUGGAAUGAAGUAGCUUCUUCCAUUUUUAUCUGGUUCUUGAAUUUUGUACAUAUUGUUUGGUUUUCCAUAAGAAGCAGGCUUCUAGCAUUUUUUUUUUUUUUACCUUGAGCCCUGCCUAUUUGGUUCUGAUUUAGGAAUUGAAGAUUGGAUUCUUGUCAAGGAAAUUAAUGUAAUCCAUUUAUCAAGAGAUUAUUGCAUUUCUUUUUCCCUUUUUA
Ricinus communis (castor bean) is the source of this 1553-nucleotide messenger RNA. RefSeq names its product thioredoxin-like 1-2, chloroplastic. NCBI's taxonomy places the organism in Eukaryota, Viridiplantae, Streptophyta, Magnoliopsida, Malpighiales, Euphorbiaceae. The transcript has 4 exons. The record is from RefSeq and is a predicted model, not a curated record. The coding region runs from base 457 to 1296 and encodes 279 amino acids. Gene Ontology annotation, biological process: cell redox homeostasis.